Messenger RNA from Mesorhabditis belari, 2004 nucleotides. The record is from the annotation of a GenBank genome assembly. NCBI's taxonomy places the organism in Eukaryota, Metazoa, Nematoda, Chromadorea, Rhabditida, Rhabditidae.
AUGGUCACAAUGGAGCCAUUAACAGAUGAUGAAUGGGAUGAUGCGGAUAUGGAUGAUUCAGAUUUAGAAGAACUGCUCAAAAGGAAACAACAACUCGAACAACAAUUGCAACAAUGCGGUCAAAACGGUUUGGAGAACGGAGAUGAGGAUGAGAGUUUAAAUGGUGCAUCUCGACAAACUCUCGAAAAUGACGAUGAGCCGGAGAAAAAAAGAUUUCGAUUGGAGGAAGAGUUACCCGAGACGCCGAUCAAAGAAGGCCGCCCAAUCUCCGCAUUAAGCGAGGAUGCUGGAGCGAACAAUAGCUUUUAUUUUUCGACCCCUGAUCAAUCACAUUCCGAAUGGGAAAUCCCGAACACACCAGCUCGAUGUCCAUACAUGCACAACGUGACCCCGCCAAAAUCGGAGGCUAACGAGUUGAACACAAGCGAUGAUUUCAAUCCACUUGAUUUACUCGAACAAGCUGUCGAUGAGGAAGAAUCGACGAAGACAUUCCUAAAGCGUGUCCCCCUUUAUCGUCCAAAAGAUAUCAUCGAGCCAUUGCCAACCGGUUGGAGAGAGAUCACUCAUGCAUCCGGCCUAUCCGUCUAUUUGCACGCAGAAACAAGAGUCUGCACAUUUUCUCGACCGUACUACCUUGGGAAAGGCUCUGUGAGACAUCACGAGGUUCCCCUUUGUGCAAUCCCGUGUUUGCACGAGCGCAAAGUGAACGACUUUUACGACAGAAAACGGGAAGAGGCAGCACAAGCGGGAAGCGCUCUGCCACUCGGUGAUAUUGAUGUGCAGACGAAGGGCGAAGAUUUCGGUCUGAACGUGCAACUUUCAUCAAACGCCGUGUACGAGUACGCGAAAACGCUGUAUCGCAUAAAAAUGGUGAAGAUUCGAAAAAACUUCCGCCGAUGGAGAGACCGAGCCGAGCAUUCACGAUCGCAAAAAGAAUUGGAAGAUCAACGCCUUAUCGCAGCGAUCGAUGAUGGUGGAGAUGAUUCAGAAAAGAUUCGCCGCUUUGUACUCCCGGACAGUGUUGUGAUGUCAGCGCCACAGGGUUUAGCUCGAGCCGGAAAACCAGGACGCCAACGACGCAUGGUUGUCGUGGGAAAAACGGCGGUCAACAUUUUGCACGAUUACGCGUCCAAAUUUCUGCGCGGAGCCAAGCUUGAAUACAUUGAGGAUCAAACGAAUCGAUCAGCCGCGGCUCCGUACCAAAUUUCGGUUUAUCUCAAAAAGUCGGCUGAAGUUCGACUGGCUCUAGCCGACAAUAUCAAAGAGAAAUUGGAUGUGCUGAGGCUGAGGGAGAAUUUUCAGAAUGGCGAUGAUCAAAAUAAAGAUCAACUUCUUGGUCGAGGUGUUGGCGCUUCGAAAAAAGAGGCAAAGCGAUUAGCUGCUCAAGAAGCUGUCAAGCUAUUCUACUUCAACGCGCCGAUUCGUUUCAAUUCUGAUGGAGUGGCGAUUCUGGAGAACGAGGAGAAGAAGCACGAGAUGAUCGAACAAGCGGCGGAAAACCUUUUUGAUGACAUUGCUUUGGAUGAUCCAAAGGUUUCUCUACUAGCUCCACAAGCCGCAAUACCAACUCCUCUAGAGCUGCUAAAGCUCAUCCUGCAAAAAACCUCCAAAUACGCGAAUCUGAAAUUGGAGUGGAAAGACGGGAAACGCUUCGGGAAAUCGAAAUUCCAAGUUUGCUUGAAGUUGGACACGUUUGAGGUAAAGCAAGAAGCCGAGAAAAGACAAAGCGCCGAGCAAUUGUGUGCCCAACAUGCGCUAAAAUAUCUCCACCGGGACACUGAGAUCACUUCCUAUGGAGCGUUGUUAAAAAUUUAUGCUCAAGAUCUCAAGCAGCAAUAUGAGGGAAUAAAAGAGCAGAAAGAGGUCACGAAACUUCAAACAACUCAGAAAUCCUCGGGCAACACGGCAGUCCUCUCGAAACUUUGCGAAGAGCUCAAAAAGCUCGAAGAGACAAAAAUUCGACGCGAUCAUCCGUUGUGCUCUACAAAAACUCCGAUUUUAUUA